CUCAUCACUCCCUUGUAACAACAUAUGAUAAAGCUGGCGCAAAGCCGCGGCUUGCGUUACACACGCUCAACAAUGUCGUUGAAAGCCGCCCCCUAUCAUGUAUUUGUCUUGUGUUGUACUUUUAUGUCACUACAAAGCGUGCACUCAGCAAGAUGGAUUGGCUCGGACAGCAUAGAAGCGUCCGCAGCUGCCGCUGAUGUUUCACAGAACCCUGCUCAACGACAAGCCCCGGAGCUUCUAGCAGGGCAUGUAGAGUACGAUUUGGGCACGAGGACAUUCAAAUUCAUCAAAGCCGUGGUCAACGUGGACAAACGCAAACCAGGCCCCGACCCCGGUCCCGACUUCUCAUGUCCCAACGCCGCGGCGCCCGCCUGCGGCUCUUUCUCCGACCCUGCCCGCCACCGGAGCAACUUUGGGCAGCUGCGGGUGACCACCAACGCCGCCUUCCCGGAUGAGAUCCAAAUGCAGGCCGCCGGCUUCCUGGAGGGUUACCUCACAGCGGAGCGCAUCUUCGACUACGCCUACAACAUGAAGGCCUGGCUGUUCACCCAGACCAACGACUCGUUCGCAGUGGGCGACUGGCUGUUCGCUCAGGACAAGUGGACGCGGCAGCAGGUGGCGGCGCACGCGGCGGCGGCGGCCGACACGGCGGCGGCGGAUGCGGCGGCCACGAUGCACUCGGGGGUGGGCGCAGCAGCAGCAGCUGGUGGUGCUGGUGCUGGUGCUGGUGGUGCUGGUGUAGUGGGAGGGGAGCGGGCGGCUGGAGCCGACCAGCAGCAGGCGCAGCAGGGGCAGCAGCAGGAGGGUGGUGAGGGGGCGGGUGAGCCGCACCGCCGGGCCCAGGGGUCGGAUGCGCCGCCGGCCAGCGCCUCCGCCAACUACUGGCGGACCAUUGGGCUGCUCACGGCGCAGGCCGACGGCCUACUGGCCGGCUACAGCGCCCGCCUCGCCGACAUGCAGCAGCAGCAGCAGCAGCAGCAGGCCACUGCUGCCUCCUCCUCCGCCGCCUCCUCCCCCGCCUCCUCUGCGCCCCCGUGCGACCGGCUGACCAAGUGGGACUUCCUCAUGCUCAACGCCCUGGGCGACAUGGACGACCUGAUGGCCAUCAUCUUCCCCAGUGACCGCGACGGGGGCGACAUGGAUGACUACGACGACUCGGCCGUAGCAGCAGCAAUAGCGGCAGGCGGCAGUAGCACUGGUGGAGGCAGUAGCAGCAGUGCCGCUAAGCGGCGGCCGGUGCGGACGCCCAACCCGGAGCGGGACGCCUCGUUCUUCUUCCGACCUGAGAGCCCGGAGGAGCGGCGGCAGCGGCUGCGGGUGGCGGCGGCGGAGGCGGCGGAGGCGGAGGCGGGGCUGACGGGGCCGGUGCCCCGCACCCGCACUGCCUCUUGGGAGGGCCUGAGUCCGGGCCAGGUGCGCAGCCGCAUCGCCAAGAGCGGCCGCUGCAGCGCGCUGAUCAAGGUGACGCCCGACCUGUCCGACAUCCUGAUGGGCCACGUGACCUGGUGGGGCUACGCCUCCAUGCUGCGACUCUACAAACACUACAGCUUCCGCCUCACCAGCGUGCGCCCACACAACAGCGGCGGCGGCGCGGACGGAGGCGGCGCGGACGGAGGCGGCGGCGCCAUUGACGGCCGCAUCUCCUUCUCAAGCUACCCGGGCCAGGUGAGCUCUGCGGAUGACUGGUACCUGCUGGGGUCUGGUCUGGUGGUGACCGAGACCAGCCUGGAUAUCUACGACCACACCCGCUACAACGCCAGCUACGGCACCGGGCCGGGCAGCCUGCUGAGCUGGCAGCGCGCGCUGGCGGCCAACCUGCUGGCGGAGGACGGAGCCGGCUGGGCGGAGCUGGCGGCGCUACACAACAGCGGCUCCUACAACAACCAGUACCUGAUCGUGGACCUCAACCGCUUCAGCCCGGGCCAGGAGCUGCAGCCGGGCCUGCUGACAGUCAUGGAGAUCAUACCGGGCCUUGUGGUGACGGCCGACGCCACGUCCGACCUGGAGCGCGGCCACUGGCCCUCCUACAACAUCCCCUACUUCCCACAGGUGUAUGAGGCCACGGGCUACCGGCGCCACGCCGCCGCCCUGGCGGCCCGCGGUGCCGACUACGCCGCCGCCGCCGCCGACCUGAGCUACCAGCUGUCGCCGCGGGCCAAGAUCUUCAGGAGGGACGCGGCCGGCGCCACCGACCUGGCCUCCCUCCGCGCGCUGCUGCGCUCCAACGCCUUCGGCGCCCGGCCCGCCGACCCGCUGGCUGCCGACAGCCCCUGGGAGGCGCUGUGCGGCCGCGGGGAUCUGGAUCCAGAGGACCCGGACGUGUACGGCUGCUACGACGGCAAAGUCACCAACUACCGCCGCGCACUGGCUCUGUCCGCGGACGCCAUCAACGGCCCCACCACCUCGGGCGGGCAGCGCCCCUUCGCCUGGGCCGACCACCCGCGCUUUGAGCGCAUCCCACACCGCGGCAUGCUGGAGGUCUUCGACACCGCAUGGGAGGAGCAGGCGCCAUGAGCAUGCAUGAGCGAUAGAGGAAUGGGCGGAUAGGCCGGCGGGUGUGUGAUAUAUAACUUUAACUUAUUUGAGUGCGCGCGCGUUUUACUGCGUUUGCGUUUUUGAGGGACCUAAACCCCUGCAUGUUGGGCUUUGGGCAGCAAACGCAGGGGCUAUUUAUGUUCAUGCGCUGCUAGAUAUGCUGCUUCGGGUCUGGUGACUGUUCAUGUCAGAGAGUGUAGUGACGGGAACGGUUUAUUGGUCUCGGGUACUGGGUUGGGAAAGCGACGGCGUGCAUGCUGUGCGUGGGACCUACUGCUUUCAAGUCAGGCUUGACGAGUCGGUUCAGCUGAUGGCAUACGGUGCUGUGCCCCGCGCCUUGCGGGCGCUUACACCUGUCUGACACGCCAGAACCUACCAAAACAAGUGCAAGAAUGUGCGUAUAAGUGUGCGAUGAUGACGGACCGAGAGCUGCACAGAGCCGUAGGGUCCUCCAUGGGCCUCUGCCUCACACACUUCAGUAAACUGUCAUGGGUGUGGUCACGCAGAGCCUAGAGACGUAGCGAUUGGACACAAAGGGGCGGAGCGAACCGGGCUAGUGUGCAGCACUUCUGCAGGUCUAAAACUGAUGGAAUGAUGUGCCGUUGUGCGUGGGCUUGGGCAGAUGGCUGGGUCUGUGUCUCUGUGAAAGACGGAUGCGUGUCACGCCCCAGUCAUGUUUUGCUCUAGAGCUGCCACCGGCUCGUCGGCGUGUGCGACAUCAGUCGCAACAUGGUGCGGGGGUCGGACCAGCCCACGUGGCGUUGAACGUCAAGCAAGUGCGUGUGGGCACGCCUGCGAGUGCACGACGACACGCGGACACACUCGAGUCACGUGCACCACCUGCGUGUACAGCAUGUAGUGCAGGUGUAGGGCCCUCAUCUCCACCACCGCCACUGCCAUUGCCACUGGUGGCUGAUACCGGCACCGGCACCGUUUCCGCCCCUGCAGGCCUGCAGGCAGGCAGGGUCGCAGGGCCGCGGCGUCGGCCUGUGGUGGUCGCCCGAUGCAUCUGCCAGCUGCCAGCCGCAGAAGGAGGUACUGAGGUGCUGAGGUAGGGCUCCAGGGCCCCAUGCAGUCAGCCAUGGGCUACCGGUAUCUUUGUCCUACGUCUACGCCCUUGGAAGACAUGCCUUCAGCCUUCCUCACUUGGUGCCUGUGCGCAAGGCCUGUGCAAAAGGAUAGCACCAAAUAGGGAACACUGCUGUGCCUGGUUGGUACCCGUGGCCAUGAACCCCUUAUGCUGUAAUGCUGAUAGUUA
Messenger RNA from Chlamydomonas reinhardtii, 3793 nucleotides. RefSeq lists its product as uncharacterized. Gene Ontology annotation, biological process: phospholipid catabolic process. The record is from RefSeq and is a predicted model, not a curated record. The transcript has 13 exons. Gene Ontology annotation, cellular component: extracellular region. Lineage: Eukaryota; Viridiplantae; Chlorophyta; Chlorophyceae; Chlamydomonadales; Chlamydomonadaceae. Bases 124 to 2514 code for a protein of 796 amino acids. Gene Ontology annotation, molecular function: glycerophospholipase activity.